Molecule: messenger RNA, 2986 nt
Organism: Parasteatoda tepidariorum (common house spider)
Lineage: Eukaryota; Metazoa; Arthropoda; Arachnida; Araneae; Theridiidae
Source: RefSeq, a predicted model, not a curated record
AUAGAAUGAAAUGAAGUUUUAUUAAUAAAUACAAACAAUAAUAAUUAAAUGAUUUCAAUGGUAAUGAUGGUAUUUUACUAAUGCAUAUAAGAAAUGCAGUAUGCCUGUAAAUGUAUUCAAUAGCAUAUUUCUUUCAUUAUUUUAUUAGAAAAAGACUAUUGAUUCAAAUCAAUCAUCAUUUUUUUUUCUAAAAAAAUUAUUUUAAUAGAUUUUUUUCUAAAUAUAAUUUAAAAAAUAUAUCAAUGAUAAUGAUGCUUUCUCCAGAGAAAUAUAAAGAAUAUACAUGCAAAUUAAUAUUCGCAUGAAUGUUGCUUUCAUUAUAUCAUUAAAAAAACAUUGAUUUAAAUCAAUAAUAAUUUAAGAAUAUUAGAGUGGUAUUAAACAAGGGAUAUACAAAUAUCAUUUUAUGCAAUGAGUAGUCCAUUUUAUAGUAAGCAGCGUAGAAAAAAUAAAUGAUUCUCCAAACUACAGAUUAAUUUUUUUUUAAAUUCUUGCUAUUUAUUUAAAAUUAUACAAUACACACAAUAUAUGAGCAUUAUAUUGAAUAUUUAUUCUAUUUGCAGAUAAAACAAUUGUAUGGCUGCUCGGUUCCAAGUGGAUUGGCUUCAUAAUCCAGAAUUCAAAGACUGGGUUAAGGAGGUUGAAUCAGACAUCCAUAGAGCAAAAUGUGUUGUUUGCCAUUUAACAUUUUCACUAAGUAAUAUGGGCCGUCGGGCUCUUAGAAGCCAUGCCAAAAGCGCACAGCAUGUAAAAAGAAUGAAAGCAAUGCAAGGGACAUUACCAUUAACAUUUUUCACUUCUGACAAUGGGAAAGCACCAAGCAUAGAGUCUUCUAAUAAAACUAUUGGAAGUGGCAGCAGCUCUGUCGAAUCCCUAAAUGAUCCAGUAUUGUCUACCCCUUCUACAAGACAAGGUCUUGAAUCAUUCCUUUUAAGAGAUGAUGUUACGAAAGCAGAAAUUUUAUGGUGUCUUCACACUGUUGUUACUCAUAAAUCUGUUAGGAUGUCCGAGAAGGAUGUAGAAUUAUUUCAGCUUUUAUUUCCAGAUGGCGAGAUUGCCAAAAGCAUUAAACUAAAAAAAAGUAAAAUAGCAUAUUCUAUUUUAUAUGGUAUUGCUCCAUAUUUCAAAACAGAACUAAUAACAAAUAUUUCGAAAAGCGAGUUUUUCACUGUUGGAUUCGACGAAUUUCUAAAUAAGGUUUCCCAAAAGACUCAGAUGGACAUAAAUGUAAGAUUCUGGUGUAAUGAGCAAGAACUUGUUUGCACCAGAUAUUUAACUUCCGCAUUUUUAAGUCGCACCACAGCAGACGAAAUUAGGCGCAAUUUUAAAGAGGCUUUGUCGAUUUUGAAUAUAUCAAAAAUGGUUCAAAUUUCUAUGGAUGGCCCAAACGUCAAUCAUAAAUUUUUUAAGGAUUUAAAAGCCGAGAUAAGAGAUGAAAGCCAGGAGGGCCAUCCAAUCAUUCUUAAUAUAAGCAGCUGUGGAUUGCAUGUUUUACAUGGAGCUUUCAAAACAGGAAUCAGGAUGACAAAUUGGUCAUUGAUUCAGUUUUUGCCGUCACUGUACAACCUAUUUAAAGAUGUUCCGGCACGUCGUGCCUUGUUUGUACAAUAUACGAGCUCGAAUGUAUUUCCAAUUAAAUUUUGUCCUGUACGAUGGCUCCAGAAUGGAGAUGUUGCACAACGUGCCAUAGAUAUGAUUCCCCACCUGAAGAAAUUUAUAUCUGGAGUGAAGCUGAAUAAAGAUAAUUUACGGACUGAAUCGUUUAUCAAUGUUUGUGCAAUUAUUGAAGAUCCACUUUUAGAGGCAAUACUACAAUUUUUCUAGUCCCUUAUUGCUGAAGUAGAGCCGUUUUCAGAGGAAUUCCAAAAAGACGCCCCACUUGUUCCAUUUCUCUAUAGUUCUUUGCAUUCUAUUUGCCUAAAUAUUAUUAGUAAAUUUGUUAAAGAUAAUAUCAUAAAAGAAAAUUCCUUACAUAAAAUAGAUUUUAGCAAGAAAGAUAACUUUUUACCUGCAGAUAAAAUUGAUUUAGGCUAUGCUGCACGUAAUGCUUUAAAAAAGAGGAACAAAGAAAAGAAAAUUGCAGAUAAUGAAGUGUCACAAUUUAGAAACGAUUGUCUUUCAAAAUUAUUUGAGAAAUCACCAUUGCUUUAUCCACUGACUAAGGCAGUGACAUGCUUCGAUCCAGAUGUGGCAAUUGUUGUCGAUUUGGCUUCGUUAAGGAUUAAGAAUUUACUUACAAUUCUCAUGGAAAAUGCUUGGAUCGAUGGGCCAACAGCUGAUAAAGCUGAGCGCCAAUAUAAAAGUGCAUUGAAACAAAAUCUUGUUAUAGAGCUACUUAAAAAUUUUAAUAGGACUGACAGUCGUGUCGAUGUGUUGUGGAGAGAUGUGUUUAAACUCCUCAAAGAUCACCAUGAAAUCACCAAAGUCAUGAAACUCACCAUGAGUUUAUAUAACGGUAAUGCAAACGUUGAGAGAGGUUUCUCUGUAAACUCUCAAUGUUUGAUAGAAAAUUUAAAAGAAGAGACUUUGAUAUCACAAAGAAUGGUAUACGAUACUAUUAUUUCCACGGUAAAAAAUGUAAAUUCGUAUAAAAUUUCGAAACCCCUUGUGCACUCCUUCUGAAAUGCUCAUUCAUUGAUGAAGGAAGUUAUAAAAAAAUGUAAACUUGCAGAUGAGGAAAAUUUGGCUAUUGAAGCCAAAAAGAAAAAAACAGCAGUGAUUCAGAAAGAAUUGGAAAAAAAAAUUGCUAAAAUCAAAGAAGAUGCUACUAAGGAAAUUAGUAAUGUAAUAGAGCAGAUUCAUUCUUUGUGAAAUAAUGUGAGAAUAAAUGUUUUUGUGAUACAGUGAUUUCUUGUAUUUGUUUAUUCAGUGUUGAAGUUAUGUAACAUUUUAUGUACUAGGAGAAAUAUAAGUUUGCAGUACUACGUAUAAUAUCUACUUUAUUUCCAAAUGCAUAAUGUUAAUAUGGUUAUAUUAUAUUUUAGGU